UCUAGGCGAGCGUGGCUAGCCGUUGGGCUUAGGUCCUAGUUAGUGAGGGCUUUUUGGUUUACAAGUUUGGGCUCGUGGCUGUACAGGUAAGGUAAUAAGCUCAGGAACGCAACCGUCGCUUCCUUGGAGCCUGGGCAGAUUUCGGUGCCUGGGGAGGCUGGGACAGAUGCUGGACCUAGAGCUGCGAUCCCGGGAUCGGAGAUAAUUCUUCGCUGUUCCUCGGCGUUUUCUAGUUUAUGUAGUGAUUUUUUCCCCCCCUCUAGCAAUCGCUGUUAAUCCCCAGAACAACACUUUGUGUGAGGAAGUGUAAGUUCCUCCAGUUGACAACUGAGGAAAAGGCACAGCAGCCACACAGAAAAGAUGGGAGAGGAGGCCAAUGAUGACAAGAAGCCAACUACUAAAUUUGAACUAGAGCGAGAAACAGAACUUCGCUUUGAGGUGGAGGCCUCUCAGUCAGUUCAGUUGGAGCUGCUCGCUGGCAUGGCAGAAAUCUUUGGCACAGAGCUGACCCGAAACAAGAAAUUCACCUUUGAUGCUGGUGCCAAGGUGGCUGUUUUCACUUGGCAUGGCUGUGCUCUACAGCUCAGUGGCCGCACCGAGGUGGCGUAUGUCUCCAAGGACACCCCUAUGUUGCUUUAUCUCAACACUCAUACAGCCUUGGAGCAGAUGCGGAGGCAGGCGGAGAAGGAAGAAGAGCGAGGGCCCCGGGUGAUGGUAGUGGGCCCCACUGAUGUGGGCAAGUCCACAGUGUGCCGUCUCCUGCUCAACUACGCAGUGCGUUUGGGCCGCCGGCCCACUUACGUGGAGUUGGAUGUGGGCCAGGGCUCUGUGUCCAUCCCUGGUACCAUGGGGGCCCUCUACAUUGAGCGGCCAGCAGAUGUUGAAGAGGGAUUCUCUAUCCAGGCCCCUCUGGUGUAUCAUUUUGGCUCCACCACUCCUGGCACCAAUAUCAAGCUUUAUAAUAAGAUUACAUCUCGUUUAGCAGAUGUGUUCAACCAAAGGUGUGAAGUGAACCGAAGGGCCUCUGUGAGUGGCUGUGUCAUUAACACCUGUGGCUGGGUCAAGGGCUCUGGUUACCAGGCACUGGUGCAUGCAGCCUCAGCCUUCGAGGUGGAUGUAGUUGUGGUUCUGGAUCAAGAACGACUGUACAAUGAACUGAAACGGGACCUACCUCACUUUGUACGCACUGUGCUGCUCCCUAAAUCUGGGGGUGUGGUUGAGCGCUCCAAGGACUUCCGGCGGGAAUGUAGGGAUGAGCGUAUCCGUGAGUAUUUCUAUGGAUUCCGGGGCUGUUUCUAUCCCCAUGCCUUCAAUGUCAAAUUUUCAGAUGUGAAAAUCUACAAAGUUGGGGCACCCACCAUCCCAGACUCCUGUCUGCCUUUGGGCAUGUCUCAGGAGGACAAUCAGCUCAAGCUAGUCCCCGUCACCCCUGGCCGAGAUAUGGUGCACCACCUCCUGAGUGUCAGCACCGCUGAGGGCACAGAGGAGAACCUUUCUGAAACAAGUGUGGCUGGCUUCAUCGUGGUGACCAGUGUGGACCUAGAGCAUCAGGUGUUCACUGUUCUCUCUCCAGCCCCCCGCCCACUGCCUAAGAACUUCCUUCUCAUCAUGGAUAUCCGGUUCAUGGAUCUUAAGUAGAGAUGAGCAGGAAGCCUUGCUGCCUGGGGCGUAGAGAUCUGGCCAUCACCUAAGGCACAUGGGCUGAGGUAUGAGGAUCUCUUGAGGCCAGGCUGACCAGUAUAUGGUGGACUACUCGGAAGCGUAUAUUCUACCUCUUAAAACAGGUGGUGGUAACCUAACUCUUCUGAUCUUGAACCAGAAGGAGAACCAUGAGAAUAUAAUUGGUUUCUUAGAUCAGCUGAAUUGCCACUUUGAAUGAUCUGAGUUCCAGAGAAGUCCCAUUUUUUUCACUCUGCUACUAUGUGGACUAAUUUAUUACUGCUUUUUAUAUUCUGUAUAUAGUACUUGUUAUCUUCUUUGUCCAGGAUGAGAGAGCGAAUUCAAAGGACUCCUUCCAAUAAAGUUCAUACUUGGGGAAAAAAAAAAAAAUUUUAAUAAACAUUU
Messenger RNA from Balaenoptera musculus (blue whale), 2064 nucleotides. It is a transcript of the gene CLP1, whose product is annotated as cleavage factor polyribonucleotide kinase subunit 1. Gene Ontology annotation, cellular component: nucleus; mRNA cleavage factor complex. The record is from RefSeq and is a predicted model, not a curated record. Bases 361 to 1638 code for a protein of 425 amino acids. The transcript is spliced from 3 exons. Gene Ontology annotation, biological process: tRNA splicing, via endonucleolytic cleavage and ligation. Gene Ontology annotation, molecular function: polynucleotide 5'-hydroxyl-kinase activity. NCBI's taxonomy places the organism in Eukaryota, Metazoa, Chordata, Mammalia, Artiodactyla, Balaenopteridae.